Megachile rotundata (alfalfa leafcutting bee) is the source of this 1703-nucleotide messenger RNA. RefSeq lists its product as uncharacterized. NCBI's taxonomy places the organism in Eukaryota, Metazoa, Arthropoda, Insecta, Hymenoptera, Megachilidae. The record is from RefSeq and is a predicted model, not a curated record.
CACGUUGUUCUUUCGUGUGUCAACCAACGUGUAAGUUGGCGGAUGAGCUGCUUGAAUCAUCGUACGUUUCGACUUGUCGAAAUCGCAAGAGGGAUUUGCGAAUCCGAUUACACGAUGUGGAGAUUUUUGGUGCGCUGUUAUGUCACAUUGACAUCAAUCUGACGUGUUUGCAUUCGAUCGUAUCGUUUGACAACCUGAUAUCCGUCUACCAAUUUUGAGAACUGACUUUUCAUCGGGGAAACAUCGCGGAGAGACCGGAAGUGAGUGAGUGGAUGCGAGCAAGAAGUCGAAGACUCUCCUGCAGGAGGACGAGGAAGAGAUGAUCGAGCUGCUGGUGGCCGGAGCGUUCGCCCUCGCCACACUAAGGCGAUUCGGUGGCACAGACGAUUAUCUUCAUGAGCCUCACAUUCUUCCUGAGUUCGGGAUUGAAUACGGUUUCAGGUGCACCUGCGUACGGUAUUCGCACCGCCGUAUCAAACACGAAUAACAUGGACCGUUGGUUGCAACCGUGUGGUAACCCAGUGGCGAUGCAAUUUAAGAGGAUGCCACAGAGGCACAGCGUGCACAGAACCCUAAAGAGGGUGCGAACCCAGCUCAGAGUUGCUCAGAAUCACUUUAGGAUGCAUCUGAAGGAUGUGCACGAUAUAUACUCGAAGGUGUACAAAGUGCUGAAGGGGCAGUACAGAAUGCCCUGGCUCCCAGAGAAGGAACUCGAGUGGUAUUCUAGGGAGGUUUGGUGUCUCGAAAAGGGAAAGAAAGCUGACCGUGCGUUACCGCAUCUUCACGAUUCGCUUCAAAGGUUCGCCAUCACGUUCCAUCAUCUCAGAGCUUUCCGUCUGAAAUCCAACAUUAACGUUGAUCUCACAAUGAACAGGAGAAACGAGAUCAUUAAUCAAAUGCACAAUGAGAUUCUCAGGGUUCUGUGCGAAGUGGAGACCGCCAUUUUAAACCUAGGUCUACAAGUGCCGACCGCUCACACGGCCAAAAUUGUCACGGAGAGUUCAAACUGGGCUAAGGAAGGUGAUUUAACCUUGAUGUUGAUUCAGGAUUGGGGCGUUAUUAGAUUGUAUCAGACGUUUCUGAAAGCUUGGACCGAAGCGUUUCGUAAUGCAACCGCGCCAGGGCCGGGCACCUGUGACCCCACCAGGCAACGCCCAGGAGCGAAGAACAUUAACAAAGGAUCCGGGCCAAAGGGUAAGAGGAUAUCGAAGAUUAAGAAGCAAAACAAGCCAAUUAGGAAGCAUCCAGUAGGCGGUGGCCAGAAAAGUUCCUUGCCUCAGGGAUCACGAAAGGGUAUUCCGAGGAACAGACUGCUAAGAAACAAACAAAAGAAGCUCAUAGAAGUGUGAUGAAAUUAAUCUAACAAGGCUUCUUUCGAUUUAUGCGAGAUCAAUCAAUUAUUUUGAAGGGAGGGUUAACAGGCAACCACACUUUGCGACAAGGAACUCUCUAUUAUUACGACUGCAUCUUCGGCGAGUUACAUUUUACAAUUUCUUGCAAGUAUUAUUUUAUAAAGCAUUUUUACGCAUACUUAAGGUAUCCAUCUUUAUGUAUAGUUUACCUAAACGAUUUGAGAUUCAUUUGAUUAUAUCAAGUCAGUGCUGUCUGCGGACGUUUAGAUUAAUGUCUGAUAAAGAUUCGGGCACAGCCAUUAACACUAAAACAAGCGUAUCUACACUUACAUUUAAUUAAAAAAUAACGGU